Messenger RNA from Oncorhynchus gorbuscha (pink salmon), 763 nucleotides. RefSeq names its product probable RNA-binding protein 46. Gene Ontology annotation, cellular component: nucleus. The record is from RefSeq and is a predicted model, not a curated record. NCBI's taxonomy places the organism in Eukaryota, Metazoa, Chordata, Actinopteri, Salmoniformes, Salmonidae. Gene Ontology annotation, molecular function: mRNA binding.
CCGGAGGCCUUUGAUCGCCGACGAAACCGCAGUUCAUCACCGUAGCGAAUAUAUAAACACACAUUUUUUGAUCAAAUCCACGUUUAAUAAAAAAAAAUAGUAAUAUCUAUAAUACAUAUAUUUACGACUGAGCCGUCCACACAGACCGACCAUAUGGACGGAGACGGCGGUAGUGUGACCGGGGACGACGGGAGGACGGAGAGCCCGAACGAGGCGGCGCUACUCGCGCUGAUGGCCACCGGAUACAGCAUGGUACAGGAGAACGGACAGAGGAAGUUCGGUGGUCCGCCUCCAGGUUGGGAUGGCCCUCCUCCCCCACGAGGUUGUGAGGUGUUUGUAGGUAAGAUCCCCAGGGACAUGUAUGAGGAUGAGUUGGUGCCCGUGUUUGAGAGAGCUGGGAGAAUCUAUGAGUUCAGACUGAUGAUGGAGUUUAGUGGAGAGAACCGGGGCUACGCUUUCGUCAUGUACACUACCAGAGAGGCAGCGCAGAGAUCCAUCCAUCUCCUAGACAACCAUGAGAUCAGACCAGGGAAGUUUAUAGGAGUGUGUGUCAGUCUGGACAACUGUAGAUUGUUCAUAGGGUCUAUACCCAAAGACAAGACGAAGGAGGAAAUACUAGUGGAGAUGAGGAAGGUGACAGAAGGAGUGGUAGACGUCAUAGUUUACCCCAGCGCUACAGACAAGACUAAGAACAGAGGGUUUGCCUUCGUUGAGUACGACUCCCACAAAGCAGCUGCCAUGGCACGGAGGAAACUAAUACCAG